UUGUAGGUAAUUUAGGUAUUUUAGAAAACGUAAAGUAAUAAUAGUUACAAAUCAUAUUAUUGCAUUUAUUCACUUAUUUGAUUGAUGUUUUCCGCUGUACUCGAUAGUAUUUCAUUUAUACAACGGCAGCCAACAUUAUGAUCAUACUAUCGUAGCAUUAUGUCUUAAGAAAAAGAAUAUGGUGUUAAAAUAUCAAAGGAAGAGGUCUUGAUGAAGAUGAGGCUAAGUUCAUUCCUGGAAAUAUCAAGCCCGGGAAAACUAUGAGUGUAAUCACCAAGCCUGUAAUCACCAAGCCUGUAAUCACCAAGCCUGGAAACACCAAGCCGGAAAUCAAAAAGCCUGGAAUCACCAAGCCUGGAAACACCAAGCCGGAAAUCAAAAAGCCUGGAAACACCAAGCCUGGAAUCACCAAGCCUGGAAUCACCAAGCCUGGAAUCAUCAUGCCGGAAAUCAACAAGCCUGGAAUCAUCAUGCCGGAAAUCAACAACCCUGGAAACACAAAGGCUGCAAUCACCGAGCUGGAAAUCAACAACCCUGGAAACACCAAGGCUGCAAUCACCGAGCUGGAAAUCAACAAGCUGGGAAUCAACAAGCCUGGAAACACCAAGGCUGGAAAGACAAGGUCAGAGGAAGCCAUUGAUGAAAUGCCAGGAACAAGAACAAUCCAACGUGGACUGCCUUGGGGUGAAGGAGAGGUGAACACCAGCGUUAGAAGCACCGCACCCAAGAUGGUGGUCUCAAAAAUGGUCGUCCCAAAAAUGUCCGUGCAGACUUUGCCACAUACCGCCAUGGCAGAGCAAUGUCAGCCCCUAAAACUCAGUCAAAAGAAGUCCAUACGAGAGAACGUCUCGUACGAAAACGUGACUGGUUUGAUGACUGGAGCAAGUUCCAAGGAAUACGGCAAAGCUGCUUUUCCCUGUAAACAGAAACAUUCCAUGAAAGUGUUACCCGAUCCUGAACACAAGAGCCGGAGAACAAAAAAUGUCCGCUUUACCAGCCCCCUACCUUCCGCAGAGCGCCCAGCCACAACAGAGCACCCAGCCACAACAGAGCUCCCAGCCGCACCAGAGCUCCCAUCCACAACAGAGCUCCAAGCCGCACCAGGGCUCCCAGCCAGAACAGAUCUCCAAGCCGCAACAGAGCUCCCAGCCGCACCAGGAGUCCCAACGAGAACAGAGCUCCAAUCCGCACCAGAGCUCCCAGCCUCACCCAGACAGGAUGACACCUGUGCGUGCGCAUCCCCCGUCGUCCACACCUGUCCGUCAGCGGCCGAGGUGGCCGUGGAAGUACUGAAGCUACUGAACGUAAAGACCCACCCUGAGCAGGCCCGGCCGUGA
Messenger RNA from Liolophura sinensis, 1337 nucleotides. RefSeq names its product protein piccolo-like. NCBI's taxonomy places the organism in Eukaryota, Metazoa, Mollusca, Polyplacophora, Chitonida, Chitonidae. The transcript is spliced from 3 exons. The record is from RefSeq and is a predicted model, not a curated record. Bases 261 to 1337 code for a protein of 358 amino acids.